Messenger RNA from Cryptosporidium muris RN66, 8868 nucleotides. RefSeq lists its product as uncharacterized. The record is from RefSeq and is a predicted model, not a curated record. The transcript has a single exon. NCBI's taxonomy places the organism in Eukaryota, Apicomplexa, Conoidasida, Eucoccidiorida, Cryptosporidiidae. The coding region runs from base 1 to 8868 and encodes 2955 amino acids.
AUGAAAUAUCUAGGCAGAGUCGAACACUUUAUCCAGGUGUUAUCAUGGAUCUACUUACUCUCUGCUAUUGGUACAAAUGGAGAAACUGACUUCAGUUACCUAGCCGAAAUAAAGAGCUGUAUUACUUCUGAUGACUGUGGUGGAAGAUUUUGUUUCGAUGGACUUUGUUCUGGACUAGCUGGGAGCGAGGAAUCUAUAUAUUCAUGUAUAGCAACAGAUCCAUGUAUACUAAAAAAUAUUCCUGGACAUUUUGAACCAACUCGACAAAGUGCAUAUUCAAUAUCUUUAGUAUCUCCUUAUGAAUCUUGUACUGAAUCUAAAGGUGUUACUGGACUAUCUUGUACUGUAUAUUCAAAUAAUUUUUGUUCUAUCUACCUACCAGUUUCAUCUUCUUCUCUUGGUCUAUACAAACUAUGUGCAGAUAUAAAUUCAAUAGAUUCAUUUAAGAAUAACAAAUCAUCUAAGACAAUUCCCAUUGGUUACCUCAAUGUCCUAGGUUUUAAGGAGUGGAGUCCAUUAACUGGAAAUUUGCAGGAUAUUCUAAGCUCAAUAUCAAUGAAUAGCACUAUAAAGAGUAAAUAUACUAAUAAAUUGAAUUGUGUUGCAAAUGUUCCUUGUCCAAUAGGAUCAUUUGAGGGAUUUGGAAUUAAUGAUAAUACUAAAAUCAUGGAAGUUUAUAAUUCUAGCUCCUUCAAAUGUGGUGAGACUAUUCCUGAUUCCACUGUAAUAAAUAUACACAAAUGUAAACCAUUUGACAAUGGAAAUAGAUGUAUUUCGAAUUUUUUAUCUAGAAUAGUUCAAAUAAGUACUCUGUGUGGUUGUGUAGCUAACGAUGGUUCUAAAUGCUCACAUCCAUCAGAAUUUAAAACUCCUCUUGGAAGGAUUAUUUAUCAUCGUGGGAAUAUACCCCAAAAUCUUAUUAGUACACCAGGUAUAGAGUCUGAAAAACUUAAAAGAAAGCUCCAAGCUGAUCCAUGUGCAAGCUGUGUUAAUGGUUAUGGCUUAUGCUAUGGAACACCAACGACUUGUUAUGGAGGUUUUGGAAAUGAUCCUUAUAAUCCACCAAUAAUUCGUUGUGUAGAUGGAUAUGAUUGUCAUGUUAAAGGGAAGAUAUUAGGUGAACAGAUUACGACAAGAUAUAAAAUUGCAGCUAGUCCAAUGACAGGAUGUGGUGUCAGACUACUUGGAGGCGAUGAAUCUAUGUUUCGUUCACAAAAUUUAUGGAAUUGUCAGGGAGGAAAUCCAUUUGACUGUGAGAUUCACUUUGGAGUAGGAAGGAGAUAUAAUCGUAGUGAAUCCAGCUCUAAUGUUAUGUUACUAUGUGGUUGUCCAGAUUUUGCAGAGUCUGGCAUGCCCUGUGAUGAUCCUAGUGAAUUUUAUUUUCCUGUAGCCAAAAUUAUGGUUGUAGAAUGUAUAGAUAAUACACACUGUAUGCAUAAUGCAUUUGCUUCUUGUAAUUCAGCUACAAAUCAGUGCCAAGGAGUACUUCCAAGUGCUGCACAAAUAGGACUCGGGACUAUGCAAUGCUUAGCUCGGCAAUCUUGUACAAUUGCCAACAUUGGUCAAUUUAUUGGUGGUGAAAUGUAUCGUGUAAUUCAAACAGCUCCCUACGUAAAAUGUGGAGCUAAUGUAGCUUUAGACCCAGAAUACUACAGCAAGGUUCAAUAUCAAUUAGAAAAUACAGGACCUGGUGGUGCUGGAUUACCUUGCCUUGUUCAAGGUGAAGAUGAAGGUGGAGGCUCUAGCUGUGCAAUAAACUUAGGCACAAAUGCUAUUUUAGGAGUAAAUAGACUUUGUGGUUGUAGUGGAGUAGAUAGAGAUGGUAAUGGUAUUCCAUGUGAUUCUCCUGAAGAUUUUGAUACUGACUUGGGACUUAUGGACAUAGGAGAGUGUAAUGUAGAUCAAGACUGCAAAGUAAAUCAAGUUUGUACAGAGCAUAAGUGUUUGAAUGAUCAGAUGAUUCCUUAUCCUGUUGAAUUUAAACCUAUGAAUCAUUCAAUAUUGAUUCCACCAGUUCCAGAACUUGUUAUAAGAUUUAAUGAAAAUAUUGAUUAUCCAAAAGGUUGGCAACCCAGAAGACUCAUUAUAUCUAGCAAGAUUUAUUAUAAUACCCGUCCCUUGGAAAUUCUUAUUAUCCAAAAUAAAGACAAUAAGAACCCCCUAUCUACUCAAGUUGAUGAAAAGUUGCGUUCACUUGGAGAUUCAAGGUGGACAUGGUGGAAUCGUUCAAAAAGUCAAAAUUCCAAUAAUCAGAUUCCCGUUUUAUACAAUGCAGAAGUCAGGGGACAAAGACUUGUGAUUCGUUUCGAUAGUAGAACUCCACUUCCUGAAGAUAAUUAUGUUAUUGGAUUAGAGGCUGGUGCUAUAUCAGAUCUACAAGGAAACCCAAAUGAAGGAAUUUUUCACUGGACAUUUACUAUAAGUAGGAAUUCAUCAUGUCCAUAUAUGUAUGUUACAGGAUUUGCUACAAAUAAUGGAAAUCUUAACGGCCUCUAUACCCCUUGGAAAUCACCACAAAAUAAGCAUUCAGUUUGGUAUGGUGGGGAAGGCAAACAAUUUUAUGUUUACUAUGCAGAAGGAGACUCAGAUAUAAAUAAUGGUACUUGGGUUAUUGAUAGAGACUUGGAUAGUCAUGAUAUUUUGGCUUAUGCUGAAUCUGUUCUACCUGAUCCUAAUAAUCAUAUCCCACCUGAUAAAAAAUCAACAAUUUGGAAAAAAUGGACCUCUAUAAAUCCAACAGAUUCACCAGAAUGGUAUGAUCACCCGGAUAUUUCCAUUAUUUGUCGUUUUGUCCCAGAAAGUGGAUUUCCAUCUUUAAUUGGAAUGGAACCUACAUUGGGGAGUAUCAAUGUAUCUCCUUAUAAUACUACGAUUAAACUUAUAUUUAAUAAGCCAAUGACUUAUGGACACUGGGCAUGGUUUAAUAUAACAGGUAGGACAACAGGACAUCUAAUCCACAUUCCCACUGAUUAUGAAGCUCAGCAUCGUGGGAAAUCUAUAGUAACAAAUCAAAAUACUCAGGUAUUUUUAUUUCCUUAUGAACCAUUGAUUGAAGGUGAAGUUUAUGAUAUUACAGUUGAACUUGGAGCCCUUACAGAUUUAACAUACAAACCUUGGGGGAACGUUGGUGAGAAUCAGCUUUUUUUCACUACAAGUGGUAAUAUCUGUUCUCCAUUUGAAUUGGGAAGUGUAUAUAGUCAAAACAUAAUUCACCGCUACAAGCUUGUUUAUGAUAAUAAUCCUACUACUGAAGAAAAUAGAAGUGUUUCUUUUCCUGCAGGAACACGUGUCUUGCUAUCAUGUACUACAGGAUACUCUCCAAAAAAUAAUGAAUUAGAAGAUGGCAUAUUUGCUUGUAUUGAAGGGAAGUGGAAGCUUUUGACUCCACUUGAUUGUAUGCAACAGUGUUCUGCAUAUCCUUUACAUAAAGGCUCGAGUAGAGACUACAAAAUUAUUGAUGUAGAUUAUAUAUUUGAUAAACCAUCACUCCAUGGUACAGAAUUAACAAUAGCUUGUUCUGAUGAUAAUAAAAAAAAAGAGAAGAUUAUUUGUAAUGAUGGCACAUGGAGUACUUUGUCACUAAUAUGUGGCUCUACAUGUCCUCCAUUUAAUUUACCUAAUGAGAAUUAUGAGCUAUUAUCGGAUAAUAUUGUCUUGGAUUACUAUCCAAAUUCCAAAAUAGUGGUCAGUUGUAGCUUGGAAUCAAAUCCAAUGAUUGAGAAAUCUGAGAGUGGAUUACUUACUGAAUUUGAAAAUAGGUCAGCUACACUAGUUUGUGAGCAAGGCCACUGGAUUCCAGAGCUACCAUUCAAAUGCAUGAAGAAAUGCUUAGGUAUUUCAUUAAUAGACCCUAGUAAUGUAUAUAGCAUCUCUUAUACUACUAAACAAAAAGAAAAAACUGACUUUUAUAUUCAUGGAUCAAAGGCAAAAAUUAAAUGUUCAGAAGGGUGGAUGCACUCUAAGAAUAUUGAAUAUGUUGAUCUAACAUGUUCAGAUGGCUAUUGGACUUCGACAAAUAAUAAAGACGGGAAUAUUGCUAAUAUUAUUCCAAGCGAUUUUGCAUGUGAAAAAAGUUGCAAUGAUCUUGAUAUCUUCAAAAACAAUGCAUAUUCAAUAUCUGAAGUCAAUAAGAAGCGUGGAUAUCCUGGUUCUACUGUAAAGAUAUCUUGUAAUAGCGAAUUUGGAGUUCAACAACAUGGGACGAAACUGACUGAUAUUAUUGAGUGUCACAAGGGAUCUUGGGGAAUACCCAGAACUGUCUGCUUAAACCACUGUAAAUUACCUGAAGAAACAUUGGGACCAGCAUACAUAUUAUCUGAUAGAUCCUUGAUAAUAAAUAGUGGAUUUUUUAAACAUGGGACGAGAGCACUAAUAACUUGUUCAGAUUUUGGAAAUUUAGUUCAGGGAGAUGAUAGAGAUCAGUUUGCCACUUGUAUUAAUGGAGAUUGGGUCUUUGACAAUAUGUUGAUAUGUGCAUUGAAGUGCCCUGCAUUACAACUCCCUGCAAAAUAUAAAUUUAGAAAUCAAGAAUUCGGCAAUUUACCAGCAAAUACAGGAGAUAUGCGAUAUAUAACUUGUUCAAGGCAAAAUGAUUUGGAUAUUGAGGAAAUGAUUACCUGUAAAAAUGGUGAAUGGUACCCUCCAGUACCAAAUAUUGGAUGCUUCGCAAAUUGUUCACCUGGAGAGUUAAAUAAAUUUGGUCAAUUUUAUGAAAUAUCGACAGUUGAAAGUGGAUUAGAGAUUAAACAUGGCGGAACCGUAAAAAUACGUUGUAGGCCAGGAUUUGUAAGAAAGACAGGACCAGUUAGGGAUAUACUGAAGUGUUACAAUGGAAUUUUUCAAGAACCAGUACUAAUGUGUGAUCAACCUAGUUGUAAUGAUGGAAUCCAGAACCAGGGUGAAUAUGGAAUAGAUUGUGGUGGACCAUGCCCAAAACUAUGUCCAGAAUUAUGUUUUGAUGGAAUACUAAAUGGAGAUGAAGUGUCAAUUGAUUGUGGUGGCUCUUGUGGAACAGAAAAUUGUCCCUCCUGUAGUGAUGGAGUGAAGAAUGGUGAUGAGACUGGAAUUGAUUGUGGUGGCAGUCGUUGCCCAACUUGUAAACAAUGUAAUGGAUUUCCAAUUAAUAUUGUACCUAGGAAUACCCUUUUGAGCAUUGAUGGUGGAUUUACUUUUAUUGAGGAUUUGAAACAAGAGAUGCAUUUAAUUCAAAGUGGAAUGUUUGCUUCAGGAAAUGAGGUUCACAUUCGCUGCAUACCAGGAUGGAAUAGUCAUCUUAAUGUUGAAUCGAGAUUGGCAGUAGUCACAUGCAUUGAUGGAAGAUGGAUCUUACCUUCAGAUUCUGAAACGAUAUCCUUAGAUUGUGUACCACCAUCAUGUAAUGAUGGAAUUCAAAACGGAGAUGAAUGGGGUAUCGAUUGUGGUGGAAGUUGUAAUAAUCCAUGCUCUUCCUGCUAUGAUAAUAUCAAAAAUGGUGAUGAGAAAGGAGUUGAUUGUGGAGGAUCAGUUUGUAGAAGAUGUAACACUUGCGAUCCUAAUUUUAUUCGACAAUUAGAAGAUAAAGCAGAUUAUAAACUAAAAAGCUUACAAAUUGGGGAAACAUUAUUUGAACAUGGUUCCCAAUAUCAAAUUAGUUGUACAAAUAGUCCUCCAACUAUAACUGUAUCAUGUAACGAUGGUGAAUGGAUAGAUUCUAAUAUGAUCUCGACUUUGCCAUGCUUUAGCAGUUCAGGCAGUUCGGUAAAUACUAAAUCAAUAGAUAGAUUCGUUAUUGAUAUACCAAAACUAGAUAUUGGGAUUUGUGCAAGUUUGGAUACUAACUGUUGUCAAUUUGUUAAAACUUUUGUCUCUAUUUGGAGUGGAGAAUGUGGAACAAUGUAUCGCCAAGGAAGAGAUACAACAAUUAAAACAUUUUGUAGGGGCCCUUGUAUGAAACGUUUAUCAAGUGCUUAUAGAGAAUAUUCUACAACAAAAAUCGAUAAACCACUUUCUACAGAUUGUUCAAUUGCUGAAUCUAUUGCAGAUAUAACUCAAAAUCAUCUAUGCCAAACUACAAGCCCUGGAAAUAGCUGCUCAGUUUCAUUUCAUGAAACAUUACUUUUAUUACAUAAUCCUAAAGAUGUUAUUAAUGAAGUUCAGGAACUUAAGUUAGCAUGCGAACAAAACAGCUGCCACCGUAAGAACUUGCGCAUAAUGACUAUACUUUCUCAAAUAAUGACAACAAGUGACAAGGAAGAAAAUGUGGAAUAUGAUUUUAAUAAAUCAUCUCAACUAGGUUUUAAACAAAAGAAUAAAUUACAGAUGAUAUCAUCAUUUAAAAAUAAUGAAUACUGGAAAAUAAUAUUAAACCAAGGUGAGGCAGCAUUUGAUUUAUUUUGCCUAAGCAUUGAAAAUCCUGCAAAUAUAAAAGAGCCAUUUUCAUGUAUUAACAGUAUUAAGGAACUAUUUAGCUAUGAUUCACCGGUAGAUUGGAUUGAGGAAAAUAUAGUUAGCCAUGAAAUUAGUGGAAGUUCCCAAAAUAACUUGGUGAACCGUUGCACUCGAAAUUCACCAGAUGAUAUUUGCUUCUUUUAUUCUGCUAGAGUAUAUGGUCAACUCCUAAUUAAUGAGGCUUUAAGAACUAGGAAUAAGAAUAUUGAGCGUAUUGGACAUUAUUUUAGGUCUAUUGGUCGCUAUUUUUGUCAAGAAACUCAUACUGGAAGGUUUUGUGGUUCAAUGUUUUUCAAGCAUACACAUUCAAAUAGUGACUGGUGGAGCUCCUUUAAUAGCGCUGUAUAUGAUUCACUAGACUUAUUAGAUCCUUGCAAUCCAUAUAAUUUAAAUUUUGAUUGCAAGACAGCAUGUAAAAAGAAAAUAACCAACUUAAUAAAUGAAAAAGCUUGUUGCUUUUCAGUACAAUUAGAGCUGCAAAGAAUUCUUAUUUCACUAUCUGAAAUACCUGGGAAAAUUGUUCCAGAAAGAAGUAUUUAUUAUACAGAACAAAAGUGUGGUUUUACAAUGGAUAGAACCUGUGGAUCAGGUGUGAAACGUGAUGGUUUAUUGUUGGAGUUUAAAUAUGAAGAUUUAGACUACUUUGAACUUUCAAAUACUAUACAUGAGGAUAUACUGAAGAAAAAUAUUCGUGAGACAAUUGCAAAGUUUGUUAGUACGCCAGUUACUGAUAUAAUUCGUAUACGUACUUGGCCUGGGAGUUAUUUAGUAGAAGUGAUGAUUGAUGCAGGAUUAGCUACCAAAACAAUAUUAAAUAGUUUGGAAAUCAAUAAAGAUAGAUAUCUUAGUGAACUUGCUAAAAUCAGUGUUUUAGAUGCAGAUUUUGGUUUAAAAAUUAACAGGUAUAUCUUAUCUGAAUCAAGACAACUGUCAAAAAAGGCUCCACCUCCUAUUCCAUAUGUUGGUACAUUUGAUAUGGAUGACUUGAGUAAUCAACUUGAGUAUCCAUCUUGUGUAAAAUCUACUAUACAGAACCUAGGAAUCAAUGAUAAUAAUUUAGAUGCAUAUAUCAUUAGUGGUGAUAACUCUUUAAAGCAGGGAGCAUUUAGAAAUGUAAUAUGUGCCCCAGGUUACUCACCAGUUUCUCCAUCACCAUUAACCCAGCCAUUUAUAUGUGACAAUGGUAAAUGGAGAAUAACUCAGGAUGAACACAAAAUUCUUUGUAAAAAAAGCUGCCGAAGAUUUAAUUAUCCACUGACACAUAAUACUAAUAUGUAUGAUCAAGAAACUAUUAUACCAAAUUAUGGUCCAAUAAAUUAUUUGGAAAUGUCCCACUUUGCUAUAAAUGAUUAUGAAUUUGGAAAUUCUGAAUAUUAUCAGUCUAGUGGAUUAAUUAAUUCAAAUGGAGAGUUUGUUAGCUUAAAUUCAAGAGUAAGCACAAAUUUUUAUUUAAUUAGUGGUAUAGGGAUAAACCAUGGAUCAACGAGAUCUGUAGUUUGCUCAAAUGGAUUCGUAUCUGAUAAUCCUUACAUUGAAAGUGAAACCUAUGAGUGUUUAGAUGGAGAUUGGGUUUUUAAAAACCCACAAACUAGCGGAAAUAAUAACCAACAAUUAAUAGGUAAUCUCAAUUGUGUACAAAGUGAUCUUAUACAAAUGAGCCACUGUCGUGAAAGGUAUCUACUAAGUGUCUUAGAUAAGGAAAAAUAUCAAGUUGAAACAUUUUUUAAUUUGCAAAUUUAUGAUAAUUGGAAAGUACUCAAAAUAUUCUGCUCAAGAGGAUACGAAAGCCCUAAAGAACCACUUUUGCUUGCCUGUGCAAAUGGUACUUAUUAUUCAAUUGCUGGUGAUAGCACAACUUUGUCACAAGUAGAAGAUGGAAAUUUUAUGUACCAGCAAAUAAUUAAAUCAGUAUAUGGAGUAGCUACACCGACAGAUAAAUUUUCUAAUGAUCUUGUCAAACCAGUAAUCCCCUCAAUAACAUUUUCUUCGUUUCAUCCACUAAAUGAUGAAACUAUUCAUAUUAAUUCACUAAUAAACUGCGAGCCAAAACAAUUAAUAAAGUUAUCUGAAAAUAAAGGACUUUCUGGGCCUCUACUUUAUGCAGUCUUAUUUGCACCUCUAAUAACUGGUAUGAUAUUCUUAGCUAUGUUAUUCUGGUGUCGCAAGUAUAAAUGGAAAAAAAAGCCAAAUACUUCUAAUAUUCAACAUAAUACACUUGCUAUUUUAGAUGUUAAGCCUAAAAAUGAAGAAGUUUGUGAUCUUGAAACGGCAAGCCCUGAAUCAAGUCCUGAUCACUUAACUCCCGAAUUACAGCCAAGUAAAGUACCAAACUCAUAUUCUAAUCAAGGUAAAUCUAGCUUAGUCACAAAUUCAUGUGAUAGGGUGAAUACAAAGAAGAAAAAGUUAGAGAUAUCAGUUGAAAUGAAAAGAUAUAGAUACUGA